AAUACAAAAAACGUGCUGAAAAUGUCCCAAAGUGACGCUGGUGGCUAGUCGUUAUAAGACAUGGCGUUUCUACCGCACGUGGCUCUGUAUUUAGGUAUUUCUUCAUCUUGUAGUUCGCUCUUUCCCAUAUCGUCGAACUACUCGUACUCAGUCUCUCCUUCAAGAUGCAUAUUCCAACUUUCCAGUCUCUCGUUUGCCUUUCUCUCCUCACCGCUCCUUACGUAUCUGCUUUUCCUCUUGAUGAGAACCUACAGCCUAGAGCUGCUACAACCUGCAAUGCCAACGAUGUCAAGACUGUCAAGAACAGCAACAAGCAGCCAGUACCAUACUGCAAAUCAUGGCUCUCCAGCAAGCACUCCACAUCUACGGUCAAGGGUCUAAGUGUCGCCCAAGUCAGCAAUGCCUGUAAAUGUAUCCAAGCAUCCGCUUCAUCAUCUUCUGUCGCCGCAGCGAAGAAGACCACCAGCUCCGCAAAGAAGGCUUCUUCUACAAAGAAAGUAACUUCGUCAACGAAAAAGAUCUCCUCUUCCACAAAAAAGGCCACAACUUCGGUCAAGAAGACUACCUUCAAGCAGGCCUUGGUCGUCACCAAAGCUUCUUCUUCAUCAAGCAAGUCAUCUUCCACCAAGAAGUCAAGCACCUCAAGUCAGAAGACGUCGUCCAAGCCAACAUCUACACUCGUUCAGUCAACGAGCAAGAAGACUUCUUCCACAGUACUGAAGUCAUCGACAUCAACACUCAAGACCACUGCUAGAUCUACAAGUGUCACAAGCGAGAAGUCAACUUGGACUCCUGUUUCGACCAAGCAGAGCAGCAGCAGCUCUUUUAAAAUCAGCUCAAGUUCCACUUCGGCAAGAUCCACGGCUUCUUCAAGCUCCUCCACUCACUCUACUAUUUCUACUUCAUCGACAAUCACUUCCUCGGCUACAGGCUCCUCUUCCAGUGCAGUGGUCUCCAGCACUUUGAGUUCUGCAUUUUCUUCCGCCGUCGCCAUCCCUACUGAUCCUACUUCGGACGUUGUCGCCAACCAGAAAGCCCCCACCUCCGUUUCCACACGAUCAGCUUCCGACUCUCAGACUUCAACAAGCAAUGCUAUAUCAAGCGAGACCUCUUCGCCGUCUACCAACUCGAACACCGCUUCCACUGGAAGCAACAUCAUCACAAACGGCAACUUCAACGGGGGUUCCACCAACGGAUGGCACGGAGCUCGUGCAUACGGUACCAAGUUCUCGGUAGCUUCGCUCGCUGGCGACUCGAACUACGAAGCACUUGUCAAGUAUGCAUUGGCCGCCAACGACAACGCAAGUGGUCAGCUCUACCAGAACGUUAGCAUUCCAGCCAACUCUGCCUGGCAGCUUAACGCCGAUGUCUACCUCAACUACCCAAGCGGACUUCCUGCUGGAGUUUCUUGCGUGGUCAAGUACAGUCUGGGUAGUGACAGCAUCAUCCUUAAGCAAUAUGGUGCCGUCUCCACCAGCGGUGCUGUUCUUUCCGACACUGCUUCUGGCCAACUAUCGCAAGCUUUUACUGGCAGGUUCCAGAUUGAUACCUACUGUAACAGCGCUAGUUCUUCGGCAGCAAGCUUCGCCCUAGGCUUUGGUAACAUCCAGCUUCUCGUCUCGGACGCUGGCAGUGCUGCAACCACGUCCGCUGCUGCGACUUCAGCCGCGGCGCGCGUUGCAAGCACAACUGCCUCGAGCCCCUCAACAACAUCUUCGGCCGCAGGUGGCAGCGCAACAGCAAACAACAUGCUUACCAACGGCAACUUCGGUACCGGCGACUUCUCGGGCUGGGCCCUCUAUCGUCUCGGCAACCCUACAUUCGCAAUCCAAGGCGAUCCCAAUGCCUAUGUCUCUGUCAUCAAAUUCCCCGCUGGCGGUGAUUCAAAUUCCCAAGCUGCCCUGUUGCAACAACCCGCGAGCGUCCAGGCUGGCAAGACUUACAACCUCUCCAUGGGCCUGUUGCUCAACUACCCCUCUGGCCUUCCCGCCGAUGGCGCCACUUGCAGUUUGCAAGUAUACCUCGUCGACUCCAACGGCUUCGGCAUACUGUUCGCUCAGACAAAGUACGGCAACGGCGACGCAGCUUUCCAAAGCAUUACUGGAACCGGAACAGUAAACAGUGGCUUCGACGGCAACUUCAAUAUCAUGCUCAGGUGUUAUGGCAGUGCGUCGGCGAUUGUCACUGGUAUCGAAGAUGUGGUCGUCUCAGAGUCGUAGUUGCUCCUUCUUAUCCUCUACUUUUCGUGUACACUCGUUCUUUCGGCUUUGAUAUAGGUUGGCGCCUCGGAUAAAAUAUUAUGUCUCUGGUAUACUCUAGCGUUUGAUACACUCUUUAGAUUAGCGAUCAAAAUUUCACGUUUUCACCUCG
Aureobasidium pullulans EXF-150 is the source of this 2370-nucleotide messenger RNA. RefSeq lists its product as uncharacterized. The transcript has 3 exons. Bases 165 to 2219 code for a protein of 684 amino acids. NCBI's taxonomy places the organism in Eukaryota, Fungi, Ascomycota, Dothideomycetes, Dothideales, Saccotheciaceae. The record is from RefSeq and is a predicted model, not a curated record.